This is a messenger RNA of Talaromyces stipitatus ATCC 10500, 984 nucleotides long. RefSeq lists its product as uncharacterized. The coding region runs from base 278 to 811 and encodes 177 amino acids. Lineage: Eukaryota; Fungi; Ascomycota; Eurotiomycetes; Eurotiales; Trichocomaceae. The record is from RefSeq and is a predicted model, not a curated record. The transcript is spliced from 2 exons.
GAUAUAUUUCUGAGAAUGACAGUGCCAAAUCCUCAAGCGACCAUUGUCUUUGAAAUUGCUAAACUUUUCUUUACCUGAUCUAUGGCUACAAAUCUCAGCGAAGCAUUCUCACGGUCUCCAUUUCUCCUCUCUCUACGACAAUCACUGUACUCGUUGCCAGUGCGGCCUGAAUUUCUCGCCUCUUCUUCCUUCAAAUUUGUCAACCCGCGUAGUCAUGUCACCAACACAGAUAAGGUAGUCCAGGUUCUACCAGCCUCGGCAAUUGCUGGGCUGAGUGAUGAGAAUGUCCUGGCUUUGUUCUCUACAGGGUUCUUCGGGGGAUUCAUCUUUGGCUUCGAGAGAUUUAUCUUGCGGAUUGGAGGUUAUAACAUAUUGCCAUCUCGAUAUACAGGUUAGACUUUUCCUUUCAGUCAUCGAGUACUUAGGCUUUGAACGCCCAUCAGACGCUGUAACCAUUUGGAACAAAUCUGAUAUCCCUACAACCCAUCUUCUCCCAAAUGGUAGCAACCUAUUCGGCUCUUUUACCAUGUUGGACAAAUAUAUAGCCACAAACCCUUCAGAGCAAGAUGCCAGCUACGUCGAUUACGGCUUUGGAUCAGACGAGUCCAUAUUUGCUGGCUGCCAUAGGUUCCAAAUAACAAGAUUACCGACUCAAUCGGGGGCAGAAUCGCAAGUGCAGAUGGAACUGCUCCAUUUCAGAUGCAACCCGCAGAAAAAUAAACCGUCAAUUGCUGAAUAUAUUGAGCGGUUUCAUUAUGUCUACGCAAAGGCCUUGUUCGCGAAUGGGAUUCAGUAUGUGAUUACCCGGUAGGGACUACGCGUUUGAUACCAGCUGUAUCUUUACGAUUAGGUACAUGCUGUUGGUGGUGGGAAUGUACGAUAGAGACAUACUGAUAGAUAUAUAAAUAGACAGAUUCUCAUCUCUAAUAAGAACAUAAUAAUAUCCAAGGGUAUUCUAGCCCCAGGAUAUCAAAUUUAUCGUGU